AUGUCACGUAAGCAAUGUUCAUCUGCCCCGCAGCCACCCAGCAGGGCUGGUAGUUUGUUCAAGUUCGAUCAAGUUCGACAAAGUUCGGUCGAGGUCGAUCGAGCAGCAGCGCUGGCACCACCUCCCUCCUCCGCCACUUCCUCCCCCUUCCCGCGCACCCCGGCAUCUGUUCCGCCCAAAUCCGCUCUGCUUCCCCGCGUACCGGCACGUUCCGCGCAUCCUUCCGACAAGUUCACCGCUCUCCGCCGCUGCCGGUCGUUCUCCUUCCCCGCGCCAGCUUCCGCGCACCCCUCCCGCGCUGCCAGCCGCUGUUGCGCCGCGCAUGGAUCCGCGGAAGGCGGACCAGGGGAGAUUGAGGCGGGGAUACAGAGAGCGGAAGGGGAGCAGCAGGGAGAGGAAUGGCGGUCACCAAGCGGGGAAGAUAGACCCGCCGAAGCCGCUGACCUUUCCCUGCCACGUGAUUGGGGUGUGCUGGGAAUGUCUGAAGGUGGAGCAUACGUGGGAAGCAGAGCACGCGAGGCAGAAGCAGUUGAGGAUCCACUGCCACGUGAUCGGGUGAUGCUGAGAAUGCCUGAAGGUGGAUUGCUCGUGGGAAACACAGCACGCGAGGAAUUGAGCACCAGGCUUGCCUGGACUGGCAAGUCCGUGCUGCAGGCUGUGUGCAGUGCGGUGCUGAGCGCUCUUUCUGUGCCAGGGGGGGGAGCAACCCCAGGAUUUCCUUCACUGGAGCAGCUACUAGCAGAGCAACUGGCGCAGAGGUUCCGUGUGAUGUCAGACGGUGAGCUGGUGGGUUUCUUCCAACAGCUGCUCUCCGCUGCACGUCACACAGGGGUGGAGGGCGGGCAGCAGCAAAACGGGCAGCAAGGCGGGCAGCAAACUGGGCAGCAGGGGGCAGCACGUGUCGAGGGGUAUUCCCAAGGGGAGCAACAGGAACCAGCUCCUCAAGAUGGGCUUUCCUCAUUCCGGCAGCCUACCGCGCUCAUGGGAGGAUGGAAUGAGCAGGGGGAGGAAGGGGUUGAGAUAGGAGUUGAGGGUAAUCAGAGAACAGAGGAAUGGGCUGGGAGGUUAAGAGAGGGGAAUGAGAGGGCUCAGGAAGGGGCUGGAAGUGGAGAGGGCUUAAGACAAGGAGGGGAAAGGGAGACAGAGGGGGAUGCAACUGUGCGAGCGGGUAUGGAGGGAUGGAGUGGGAGGGGGGAGGAAGGGGCUGGAAUGGAAGACGAUGGGAGUUCAAACGGGAUUGAGAACCAAGCUGCACAGUGGUUUUCUGCGGUUCAGGGUCAGAUAGAGCGGUUCCAGGGUCAGGUAGAGCGGUUGCAGCAGCAGAUAGAGCGGUUUCAGCAGCAGGACACGCCGCUUGGGAUAAAGGCAGGGAAGGUGGUGGCAGCAGCGGCGGCUCUGGGGUUUACAGCAGCGGCGGGGGUGGUGGCUUUAAGGGUUCCGGAUGGGUGGGAGGAGGAGAUGGGGGAUGGGAGUUGGAAGAGGGAGAAAGAAGUGGUUGAGACGGGUGGGAGCUGGAUGGUUGGGGGUGGGGAUGCAGGGAGGGGAGAUGGGGAGGGGAGAGAAGGGAAGGAUGGGAGGGAUGGGCGGAGGGAUGGGAGGGAAGGGAAAGACGGGAAGGAGGAGGAGGAGGAGAAGCAGCAGCAGCAAGAGGAAGAGAAAAAGCUUCAGCAGCGUGGGAAGAAGGAAAACGAGCAGGAGGAGCUAGAGAAGGGGCAGGAGGGGCAGGAGAAGGGGCAGGAGCAGAAAGGAGUGGGUGGGAAGGAGAGAGGGGGGGCAACGAGGGGAGCAGAGGUGGGGGUGAUGGUGGAGACAAUUCCUUCUGAGGAGCGUGGUGCUGCUGGGGGCAGGAAGAAGGGGGGGAGAGGGGAGUUGGAAGGAAGUGAACGGGGUGUCUCUACCGCGAUCGUCCCAGAAAUCGUCGUUGCACGGAAGAUCAGCCGUCGUCUAAUAACCGAUCAGCCGGCAAAGACCAUGUCGGCCGUUACGAUGCAGACGGCAGCGGCUGUGAAGCCGUCAGCCUUCGUGGGUAGCACGAGCCUGAAGGCGAGCCAGCACAAGAGACUACAGAUGGCCGUGCCCAGCCGCGCAUCCGCUACCGGUGUGCGCUGCAGCGCCGUCCGCUCGGAGCGCCUUUGGACCCCGAAUUCCGCCGCGAACAGCGGCGAUAUCUGGUCCAUCAAGAACGAUCUGGAAGUGCCGCACAGUCUGUUCAUGGGCGCACCGGAGGUGAUGGCGGGGCAAGGAGCGCCUCCCCCCAUGCUGCAGGAGCGGUUCCAGUCGGUCAUCUCCCAGCUCUUCCAAAACCGCAUCAUCCGGUGCGGCGGCGCGGUGGACGACGAUAUGGCGAACCUCAUCGUGGCGCAGCUGCUCUACCUCGACGCCGUUGAUCCCACCAAGGACAUCAUUAUGUACGUCAACUCGCCUGGUGGCUCUGUGACUGCUGGCAUGGCCAUCUUUGACACCAUGCGCCACAUCCGGCCUGACGUCAGCACCGUGUGUGUCGGCCUUGCUGCCAGUAUGGGCGCCUUCCUCCUGUCAGCAGGAACAAAAGGGAAGCGCUACAGCCUGCCUAACAGCCGUAUUAUGAUUCAUCAGCCGCUGGGAGGAGCGCAGGGGCAGCAGACGGACAUUGAGAUUCAGGCAAACGAGAUUCUGCACCACAAGGCGAACCUGAACGGCUACCUGGCGUACCACACCGGUCAAUCCUACGACCAGAUCGUUCAGGACACGGAUCGCGAUUUCUUCAUGAGUGCAACAGAGGCCAAGGAGUAUGGCUUGAUUGAUGCUGUUAUCACCAACCCCCUCAAGGCCCUUAACGCCGCCCCAGUUGCCGCAUAA
This is a messenger RNA of Closterium sp. Yama58-4, 2838 nucleotides long. Lineage: Eukaryota; Viridiplantae; Streptophyta; Zygnematophyceae; Desmidiales; Closteriaceae. The record is from the annotation of a GenBank genome assembly.